UAUACGUCACAGUAACCCGGAAGUGCAGUGACAACUCUUGUCAAAAAUCGUUUAUCCCUUGCGUGGAACUGCGAAACAAAGGGCAGCCGCAGGUUGUGUCCGCCAGAAAGCAGCUGUAUAGAGAGAAUGAAGAGUCCGACAGAAAGUCUACUGCAAUGCAGAUUGGGGACCUAAAGCUUGCCAAAAAGCUCAGGCUUUGGACAGACAUGCAGUACUGACACACCUACAGACAGAGAGACCUGACGGACAGAGUCCAGCUGGCUAGCUGAAAGCGGAACAGAUGCGCGAGGGACUUUGAUCUAGGGUGCCCGUAGCUUUUUGGAGUGUGGACACUGUGGCAUUGGAUUCAUCUCUGUUCGGCUCUUCGUACACCAGGUGUUGUUUGACUGGUGGCCAACUUGACUGAUUGUUGGCGCUCGCUUUCUCUACAUACUGCAACCCUGGCUGGUGCUCUGGCCCCAUUCAGGUUUUCUCUGCAUCAAGGAAAUGUCUAGAGUCCCAAGCCCCCCUCCCCCAGCGGAAAUGUCCAGCGGCCCUGUGGCUGAGAGCUGGUGUUACACUCAGAUCAAAGUGGUGAAGUUCUCCUACAUGUGGACCAUCAACAACUUUAGUUUCUGUCGUGAAGAGAUGGGAGAGGUCAUCAAAAGCUCUACUUUCUCCUCGGGAGCCAACGACAAACUCAAAUGGUGCUUGCGUGUGAAUCCCAAAGGUCUGGAUGAGGAGAGCAAAGACUAUCUAUCACUUUACCUGCUCUUGGUUAGCUGCCCGAAAAGUGAAGUACGCGCCAAGUUUAAGUUUUCUAUCCUCAAUGCCAAGGGAGAAGAGACCAAAGCCAUGGAGAGCCAGAGGGCAUACCGUUUUGUCCAGGGAAAGGACUGGGGUUUCAAAAAGUUCAUAAGGAGGGACUUCCUAUUGGAUGAGGCCAAUGGCCUGCUGCCUGAUGACAAACUGACACUUUUUUGUGAGGUGAGUGUGGUGCAGGACUCUGUGAACAUCUCAGGCCAAAGCACUAUGAACAUGGUCAAGGUUCCAGAUUGCAGGUUAGCUGAGGAGCUCGGAGAUCUAUGGGAAAGCUCAAGAUUCACUGACUGCUCCCUUUGUGUUGCUGGGCAGAAAUUCCAGGCGCACAAAGCCAUCUUGGCAGCCCGUUCACCAGUGUUCAGUGCCAUGUUUGAGCAUGAGAUGGAGGAGAGUAAGAAGAAUCGUGUGGAGAUAAAUGACGUGGAGCCAGAUGUCUUCAAAGAGAUGAUGUGCUUCAUCUACACAGGCAAGGCUCCCAACCUGGACAAGAUGGCUGAUGACCUGCUGGCUGCAGCUGACAAGUAUGCUCUCGAGAGGCUGAAGGUGAUGUGUGAAGACGCUCUGUGCACAAGUCUGUCUGUGGAAAACGCCGCAGAAAUCCUCAUCCUUGCUGACCUGCACAGUGCCGACCAGCUCAAGACGCAGGCUGUGGACUUCAUCAACUACCAUGCAGCUGACGUGAUGGAGACGACAGGUUGGAAGUCCAUGGUGGUCUCUCACCCUCACCUGGUAGCAGAGGCCUAUCACUCUCUGGCCUCAGCCCAGUGCCCCUUCCUGGGUCCCCUCAGAAAACGCCUCAAACAGUCGUAGAAGUGCAGAUAGAUGCUUCUUUUCUAACCCUGCUGCGUCCUCCUGUACCAGUGACCUCAAUGCUCCUCUCACUCCCAAUGCAUCCAGAGAUCCUGACUCUCAGGACUUGGCUAGGCAUGGCUAGGGGAGCUACUCAUCUGGGCAGACCAGAGAAUUACAGUACUCAUGCCACAGAGGAGGUACUACACAUCUCAUUAAGUGGGGAUGGGGUAAAGUCUGUAAGAUCUGAACCUGAAUAUGAAGCCCAGACCCUCACAUAUUCCCUUAGUUUACAGACUUGGAAAGCUAGAACAGUAUUCUGGGACACAGUCAUGAAAAAAUGGCUGGAAAUUAAAAAGUCACUGUUUGUUCCCUGUAAAAACAGUUUUGUGAAGUAUUGUCUUCUACAGCAUCCCAAGUGUUAAAGCCCAAACUGUGCUGGUAAAAAGACAAGUGAAGAUGAUCAACUAACCAGAAACUGAAGGACUAUUGUUCCCAUUGUUGAUGAUUUAAACAGUAUUUGUGCAAAGCCUUGUUUUUCUAGAGCAUAAACAAUUUUUAAAAGAAAGAAGACAAAUCUGAACAUGUUUUAAUGUUCACUGUUUAGCCUGUGUCUUAACCCGGACAGGUACUGUACAGAUCAAGCCAGAUUUUAGCUCUGAACUAGUUGUGAGUGACUAAUUUUAGAAUCGAGAUUAAUUUUGCCAGAUCAGCUGUCAUUGGAUGUGCAGUGUCAAGGGCAGUCCAGCCGGACCAGUCAGCGAUCUGUCAACGUUAGAUUUCUGGACGAUCAGAAAUUUAGUUUGACUGCCUUGCACUUUGAGAAGUUCCACGGUCCAGUUCUCCACAUUAUCCUUUUCAAAAAAACCUGUUAUAAACUGUAAUGAGCUUGUCUUAAUGCUACUGUUGUAGUAUUUUACAGGUUGUGCCUAAAACCAGUCUUGACUGAGACUGCUAUGAUGUAAAACUGGACUUCGCUGCAGAACGGAUUGACUUUUUCCUCCCAGCCAGCUCACUUUUCGUUGAUGGAAUUGUGCAAAUAAAUAUUGCCUUUCUCUUUUUGUGUCAGCAUUGUUCAGGUUGUCUGCAGGGCUUGAAAAGAAUUCAAUGUAGCCGCUUUAGCAAAAAAAAAAAAAAAA
Messenger RNA from Monopterus albus (swamp eel), 2729 nucleotides. It is a transcript of the gene spop, whose product is annotated as speckle type BTB/POZ protein. The record is from RefSeq and is a predicted model, not a curated record. Gene Ontology annotation, molecular function: protein binding. NCBI's taxonomy places the organism in Eukaryota, Metazoa, Chordata, Actinopteri, Synbranchiformes, Synbranchidae. Bases 487 to 1611 code for a protein of 374 amino acids. The transcript is spliced from 12 exons.